CGGCCUUCUUCGCUGCUUUACCGCUAACCUUGGGGGGCAUUCUGAGACUUGGAGUAAAUCUGAGAUUACUAGGCAAAUACCAGUGACGGUUGUUAGUCUGGCGAGGGUAUUUAUUUCAUAUCUUGUUCACCCUCUUUACCUGACAGAAGCAAAUUCUUCCGACCCGAGGACCAAUAGGGUAGCCCCAGCAGUGGGACCCAGCAGUGGGACAGAUGUUCCGUGUUCCAGCGCAGAAGGAGGAGGAGCUUCUGGUAGUUAACACAAUCUUCCUUGUGUUACACGAAAUAAUGGCGGGAAUAUGUUUUACAGCUGCUCUUCCGAUUGGUUUAAAAUGGUCUCACUGUGUUCACCAUCAAUCCGAUCCUGGAACCGCGUUCACUUACUCUACAUCUCAACAUGUCUGGCCGUGGCAAAGGAGGCAAAGUCAAGGGAAAGUCAAAGACCCGUUCCAGCAGGGCCGGACUUCAAUUCCCCGUCGGUCGUAUCCACCGAAUGCUCCGCAAAGGAUCGUAUGCUGAGCGCGUCGGUGCCGGUGCCCCCGUCUACUUGGCUGCCGUCAUGGAGUACUUGGCCGCUGAGGUCCUCGAGUUAGCCGGUAACGCCGCCCGUGACAACAAGAAGACCCGCAUCAUCCCUCGUCACUUGCAAUUGGCCAUCCGCAACGACGAAGAGUUGAACAAACUUCUCUCCGGUGUCACCAUCGCUCAGGGUGGUGUCUUGCCCAACAUCCAGGCCGUUCUCUUGCCCAAGAAGACCGACAAACCCGCCAAGGCUUAAACUUCUCCCGUCCUUAAAUAAACGGCCCUUUUCAG
Molecule: messenger RNA, 812 nt
Organism: Daphnia pulicaria
Lineage: Eukaryota; Metazoa; Arthropoda; Branchiopoda; Diplostraca; Daphniidae
Product: histone H2A
Exons: 2
Coding region: 397-777 (126 amino acids)
Cellular component (GO): nucleosome
Molecular function (GO): structural constituent of chromatin; protein heterodimerization activity; DNA binding
Source: RefSeq, a predicted model, not a curated record